Paramacrobiotus metropolitanus is the source of this 1855-nucleotide messenger RNA. Its product is annotated as chorion peroxidase-like. Gene Ontology annotation, molecular function: peroxidase activity; heme binding. Lineage: Eukaryota; Metazoa; Tardigrada; Eutardigrada; Parachela; Macrobiotidae. The coding region runs from base 65 to 1807 and encodes 580 amino acids. The transcript has 11 exons. The record is from RefSeq and is a predicted model, not a curated record. Gene Ontology annotation, biological process: response to oxidative stress.
GCUGUUUGUCCGCUCAUUUGACGGCACUUGUAACAAUCUGCGUAAUCCGGUGUGGGGCAGCACCAUGCAGCCGUACCAACGGCUGGGACGACAUGCCUACUCCGACGGAAUAAGCCGACCAAAAUUGUACUCCGUGAAAAAACGCAACGGUGAAAGGGAAUUGUUGUUAAACCCGCGUUUUAUAAGCCUGGCAUUAAGCCAGAAUGUCCUCCGACCACAUUCCACGGCCAAUCUAUUAAUGCCGGCUGUUGCUCAAGUAAUUGCUUCCGAUUUGGCAUAUACACCAUCAUUGACUUCCGGCAAAGACACGAAAAGCAUCGACUGCUGCCUGCAUAAUGCCGAUUGCUCCAUUCCGGAAUGCUUUCAGUUCUCGCUGCACCGAAAGGAUCCUUUGUACUCGGCCUUUAAUGUGAGCUGCCAUCAGUUCUCACGGUCAACGCCCUUCUCGCCAUGCAGUAACGGUAUGCGCGAGCAAUUUUCCCAAACCACCCACUGGUUGGAUUCUUCGUUUCUCUACGGCACCACCGACACCGUCAACCGCGGGAUUCGUAACCUGUACCACGGCCAGCUGAGCUUCAUGGAUAUCGAGACCGGCAUGCACAAUUACCAGCGUGCCCAUAUAACCAAACAGGUCCUUCCUCCUCUACCGCCGCACAAUCCACCCUAUCCCUGUCCUACGCCCAACCGCUGUUUCCUGGCUGCGGAUAACCGCGUCAACCAGCAUCCGCUAUUGGCUGCCAUCCACAUCAUCUUGCUGCGGUUCCAUAAUACUUUGGCGACUAGUCUAGCCGCUGGGUUGGGAGCGCAGCCGGGAGAAAACACACCAGAAAUGGAUGAGGAGGUGUUUCAACAGGCGCGGAAGCUGCUGAUUGCAGUGUGGCAGAAUAUCGUUUAUAAGGAGUUCUUGCCUGUAUUGUUGGGGAGUAAGGUUGCCGGGAAUGCGCUGUAUGGGGAGGGUGGACUGCAGUUGCAGCCGUUGGAGGGCGGAUAUUUUCGGGAUUACGACGAUGCGGUGAAUCCACACGUUUAUAAUGAGUUCACGUCGUCUGCAUUUAGGUUGCAUACAUUAAUAGACGAAAGCGUACCACGGUUGCUGUUUGUUACCGGUCUUUCGGAAGAUAACCCACUGUCCAGUCAGUUUAACAACCUAACACUUUUACAUGAAGAAGGAAAUGCGGAUGCAUUAAUCAACGGAAUGCUGGAAGAAAUGGCGCUCGCAUUCGAUUCGCAGAUGGCCGGCGAUCUCCAGGGCGGAUUAUUUCGUGGGCAUCGUCCGUUCGGGCUAGACUUGAUGGCUAUUGAUAUACAGCGCGGUCGCGAUCACGGUUUAGCCAGUUACAACGAUAUACGGCAAAUUUGCGGAUACCGACGGGCUCAGACUUUUGAGCAGCUCGGCGAUGCCACGGGCUUCAUGCCGGCUCAUCACGUGGAGCUUCUCCAGCAGCUGUACAGGAGCGUUGAUGACGUGGAACUAAUGGUGGGCGGGUUAUUGGAAAAUGUGAUCAACGAAGAGGCCAGCGUCGGACCAACGUUUGCCUGCAUUAUUGGGUUGGAGUUUCGAAAUAAGAAAUUGGGGGAUCGGCUGUGGUAUGAAAAUCCUCAGGUUUUCUCAAUGAAUCAGUUGGAUGACAUUCGAAAGAUGACCAUAGCUGAUGUGAUAUGUUUGACCACCGCGCUACGAUAUGUACCAAAGAAUGCCUUUUUACAAGUUUCCGAUAGGAAUCCGCUCAUUUCCUGUCAUGCAAUGCCGGAAAAGAAACUAAAAAGACUAAUAACGGGAUCAUCAUCCGGAAGUCGGCCAGUAUAGCCAGAAAAGAAACACGGAGUGAAGUAACCUUUUGCACAGAGAAGUUUA